Molecule: messenger RNA, 969 nt
Organism: Clavispora lusitaniae ATCC 42720
Lineage: Eukaryota; Fungi; Ascomycota; Pichiomycetes; Serinales; Metschnikowiaceae
Source: RefSeq, a predicted model, not a curated record
AUGUUUGAUGAACUGGCCAGACAGAAUAUCGAGGGGAAGGAUGCGGCUGAUCUCUUGGAGGAAAAUCAGAAGAUAAUAUUUGGUGUUACUCAAGGAAGCCACAAUCUCGAUUCGCUUAUAGCGCAAUUGCCUCUGAACGAUUCUUCUCUUGCGAAGAAAGUUGCCGAUAACUUAUUGAGAGUGGAGCUCCUUCUCUUCUAUUCCAUUGGCCCUGUUGAUCAUAGCUCAAUACAGCUGAGCCUAAAGUGCUUGGAGUCUCUACUUAGCGAACCUGAGGUAGAUGACAAUUCAAAUGCAUUAUUCAAAGUCAAGUAUCAUGACUUGUUGACGGAUUACCAAUUUUGCUUCACAGAUUCAACAAAACGACUUCGAUUAGUCGACUUAAUUAACAAAAAGCUCAAUUUCUUGAAGUCAAUAUGUGGGAAUGAGCCUUUGGUUCACGACAUUCAGCUUAAAAUUCUUCUACUUUACAUUCUCAGUGAGGCUGACUUACGGAAAAGAAACAUCUAUCAGUAUUUGAAGGAAGAAGGAGUUUUUAGUCGAGGGUAUCCAGUCCCAAUCAGAGAAUAUGUUUUGCUUUCUACAGGAAACAGGCUCAUGUCCAUCUCUGCUUUCAAUAUUCUUACUGAACAUUUGCUGGCUCAUUUUCCAUUCUUCAAGCACUUACUUGAAAGACACCAUGUCCAGCUUCUUGAAUACUAUCUUGAGAAUAAUAUUCAGCGUCUUCCUCGGUAUUUUAAGUCUAUCAGAUUGGUAAAGAUUCCAAUGCUACUAUGCUAUAAGCAGGAGGAGGUAGAUAUUGAAGACUUGGUGUUCCGCAUGAUUGUGGGUAAACAGCUUCCAGAAGGUACAAGAAUUGAUCAGCUACAGGAGAUGGUUUUUUUCGGUCCCAAAGUUGAAAAGUACGAUUCCAUGAACACACGAAUGAAGAGAGUUUGCGAGAUGGUUGAUUCAUUAGCUAUACAUUGA